Messenger RNA from Drosophila novamexicana, 2591 nucleotides. Its product is annotated as serine protease inhibitor 42Dd. NCBI's taxonomy places the organism in Eukaryota, Metazoa, Arthropoda, Insecta, Diptera, Drosophilidae. Gene Ontology annotation, molecular function: serine-type endopeptidase inhibitor activity. The coding region runs from base 76 to 1230 and encodes 384 amino acids. The transcript is spliced from 4 exons. The record is from RefSeq and is a predicted model, not a curated record.
GACAAACUACGCAUAUUUAUUUAGUAAACACUUCUUAAACAAUUCACUUCGCCUGAUUCGUUUUAUCCUAUCAAUAUGGCAUCUGGGGGCACCAUUAUACCGCCUCCAAGUUUGAGUCAAAUUUUCUUUGCGCGAAACUUUUUCCGUGCUCUUAACGAGGAGGAGGAGGUAAGGGUCAACAAUUUAAUCAUAUCACCAACAGCUGCGCGCAGUGCCAUGACUUUAGUGUUUAUGGGUGCCGGCGGAAAAUGCGCCGACGAAUUGCGUUCUGGACUGAUACUUGGAUUCGCUAAGAAACUGGAAAUUGCCAAGCAACAUGCCGAGUUCAUAAGUAAAGAUUGCGUGUGCAGCGAUAAGGGAGUGUCGAUGCGCAUAGCCACUGGUCUGUAUGUUAAGCAGGAUCAGGAACUGCGUCCCGACUUCAAUCUGCAGGCUGGGGAAUUCUUCAAUACUCAGGCAGAUGCGUUAAAUUUUGCAGAUGCCGAAGGUGCUGUGCGACAAGUCAAUAAAUGGCUUGAGCGGCAAACCUUUAAUACGGUACGCGAUUUGCUUACUCCAGCCUCUUUCAAUGUGGAAUCGAACGUUAUUUUGGUCAACUCUUUGUACUUUCGUGCCAAGUGGACCAAGCAAUUUUCUGUAGAACGCACUUCAUUGGGUGAUUUCGCGAUAAGCGAGGAACAGAAAAUGCAGUUACCCAUGAUGCGACAGGCCGGACAGUUUCGCUAUGGCGAAUCCAGGAAGCUAAAAUCGCGUAUUCUGCAGCUGCCCUUCGAUGAAUCAGAUGUAAAUAUGUUAUUGAUUGUACCUGACGAGACUAUGGGUCUUGCAGAGCUAGAAUCAAAGCUAGGAGAGAUUGACCUUAACGAAGUGGCCCUCAAGUCGGUGAUGCAUGAUGUUGAUAUAACCGUGCCCAGAUUCAAAUUAGAAUGUGACAUUGAUCUGAAAGUACCGCUAAAAAAAUUGGGAAUAAAGCGUAUCUUUGAGAAAGGCGCCGCUGACUUAAGUGGACUUUUUGCUAAGAAAUCGCCCCAGUUGAUCACUGAGGCAAGGCAAAAACUAUAUUUGAAUGUGAACGAAGCUGGCUGUGAAAUAGAUGCUAACACACCUGCUAAAACCUCUACUGAACCCUCAAAUCCGGAGCGCAAAGUUUUUACAGCGGAUCACCCAUUCGUGUUUGCCAUACGGAACAACAAAUCAGUUUACAUUGUGGGUCAUUUUGCCAGGCCCUGAUUAGCACAGACAGUGGGUGGCGUUAUAUAAAAUUAAUCCAUUAAAUAUCCAUGAAAGCAAUUACAAAUUUUUUACAAGUGUCGCUAUCAAUGACCGCAGGCUGAACAAUUAAAACAAUAUGCCGUGAAAAACGAAUUAUUGCCGGACAAAUGACAAACACAGUGCCAGAAUCAAACACAAAAUUAUGUUCAAAUACACACUUAAAUAGGGUAAAACUGAAAAUGAUCAACUAUAAAAUUCGUUGUCAACAGUGCUACACAAAUUUUUUUAAGUUGCCUAACUCAAUAGUAUUUUGUUUUGUAUUCUGUAUUUUCAUUUUCAUUUUGAAUUAAAAAAAUCUUAAUUUAUAUAUCCUUACCCGCUGUAGCGUGAAGGGUAUAAAAAAAAACUACAACAAAAAUAUUAUCACAACUGACGGGCAAUAAAUGAAAGAAAACAAAAAAAUAAAAGGUAAAUAAAUUUAAUAGUGAGUCCUGGUAGAGCGAAUGGAGAUAUGGUAGGAGGUGCCGCUUCGACAGAUCAUUAAGAAUUGCGCUGAUAUGAAAAGAGUCGCUAUGACUCGGACCGAGAGCAACAGACGGGGGAGGAUGGCAUGGGGCGGCAUUGAGGCUGGAAAACCAAAUGAAAAGUUAAAAGCAGAAAAAGGAGCGUCGAUGGCACCAUGCCAUUUCUUAUGGCAAAUGCUAUACAACUUGUUAGCCAAUUUUAAAUACAACUGCUGCGACUGACAGUAAUCAAGAUUGCAUGGCAGCGGUGGCUACAACAAUGCUAAAUGUCAUUCGGAGAGGAACAACAAUUGAAAAAUAAGUAAUUUUCCAACUGUAGUGAACUAUGUACGCAGAACCCCAACACCACCAGCAGCUGAGACAAGCAUAAAACAGGAGCUGGGCUUCUAGCUGAAAUCGGAGUUGAAGUCCGCGCUCGAGUUCGAGUUCGCGUCCGCGUCCAGUUGCAAACUUUGUCGUCCAAUUCAUCGAAGAUUGUCAUGGCCUCCCGUUUGCCAUUGGCAUUGCUAUUCAGAGCGUCUGCCAUUGAUGGCCACUGCCGGGUAUUGUGGCAAAUGUUUAUCUUUCGGUUUGGUUUGUGUUUGGGUCUGCGCUGCGCAUCUUUCUUGAUUUUACUGAUGCCUCUAGGCCGCUGGCAGCAUCAUCAAAACGGAUGUGCAGCUGCACAAACUUUGUUCCACCGGGGCGGCGCAGUAAAGGGACUGAAAUUUGUGCUUCGGCCCGGACGGUUGUGUAAUUUGGAAAUGCUAAUGUAAUGUCGCAAUAAUGAAAUUACUGAAAUUGUUGCUACAAAAUAGUACCAGCUAAAAAAAAAAUGAAAUGAAAGUUUAAAUAAAGGCAAGCACACGCCUCUCA